Messenger RNA from Danaus chrysippus (African queen), 468 nucleotides. The record is from the annotation of a GenBank genome assembly. NCBI's taxonomy places the organism in Eukaryota, Metazoa, Arthropoda, Insecta, Lepidoptera, Nymphalidae.
AUGGAGCUGCCAGUGUUGGAUAAGUUCUGUUUUGUGAUCAAUUUGAAGACGGGAUGUAUUAUAAUGGGCAUUAUCAAUUCGAUACUAACGUUUGUUCUGGCUGUUAUAUUGAUAACUUUCGCUGUUGAUAUCAAAGAUAUGGCUGAGUCAAAGAAAGGUGAAGUUGAUGGUAUGUCUUCGGUGGUGUACACUAUCGUUGUACUCCUGGUUGUCCUACUUUUCAUCAGGUUCCUUUUCGACCUCGUCUUCGUGUGGGCUGUGUUUAAGGAAAGAAGCGGUAUUAUAAAGAAGUAUUGUAUAUUCUGGAUAGUGUUCCUCGUACUGUCUAUCAUCGGUUUUUUGAAGACUCUCUUCCACAUGGGCGCUGGUCACGUGAUUUCACAGAUAUUAUUCCUGGCUGAGAAUUUUUACUACAUCGUCGUGAUCAGGAGCUAUUUGAUUUCAAUUAACGAAGACGGUGUACUUUAA